Molecule: messenger RNA, 5199 nt
Organism: Lethenteron reissneri (Far Eastern brook lamprey)
Lineage: Eukaryota; Metazoa; Chordata; Hyperoartia; Petromyzontiformes; Petromyzontidae
Gene: UCN3
Product: urocortin 3
Biological process (GO): cellular response to nutrient levels; adenylate cyclase-activating G protein-coupled receptor signaling pathway; hormone-mediated signaling pathway
Cellular component (GO): extracellular region
Molecular function (GO): hormone activity; corticotropin-releasing hormone receptor 2 binding
Source: RefSeq, a predicted model, not a curated record
AUGCCUUCCGCCGUGCAGAAUGCUUCGAGGGCCGAGAAUUCAGAUUUGGGAGACAUGCGGGGAUGCGGCCACUCGGACGCGCUUAAAAAGCAGCGCUCUCGAGAGCGAAGGGAGAGAGAGAGAGGAGAGAGAUUGUGGCGAGGGGGAGCAGCCCCACCGACUUCCCAGGGCGCUUCUCGACUCGCCAACCCCAUCGCCACGCGAGUCCUGCAGCUGCUACUGCUGCUGUUACUGCUGCUACUGCUGCUGCUGCUACUGCUGCUGCUACUGCUGCUUCUACUGCUGCUACUGCUGCUGCUACUGCUGCUGCUACUGCUGCCACUUGCCACCGGAGAAACUGCCGCGAAGAGGCGGAGAGCCGCUGGCUCCACGCACGACCCGCGCGAUGCCUCCCACGUGCUGCCGCUGGCUCCUCCUCCUCCUGCUGCUGUGUCGGGGCGCGAACUCGGGUCCCGUGAGUCCGGGCCAGGAGGGUCCCUUCCUUCCUGCCCGGGGAACUCGGCCGCCUCCUCUCCUCGUUUGGCUACCACCACAAGCUGCGCGCCAUCCAGGGCGGCGGCGGCGGCAGGCGAUGGCGGUGGCGACGACGGCGGCCAGGAGAGCGACUACGGCGAGGAGGAGGAGGAUGACGAGGAGGAUGACGAGGAAGAGGUGAACGAGGUAGAAGACCGACAGCUGGGGCUCAGGGCGGGAGGCUCGUGGCGCUCGGCGCAGUGGAAGGGGCGGAGGACCAACGCGCACCUGCAAGGCAAGCGGGCCGGGAAGGGCGCCAAGUUCGCGCUGUCCCUGGACGUCCCCACCAACAUCCUGAGCAUCCUCAUCGACCACGCCAAGGCGAGCGACACGCGCUCCAAGGCGGCACACAACGCCAAGCUCAUGGCGCGCAUCGGCCGGAGGAAAUAAGCGCGACGCCGGAGAGAGAGAGAGGGGGGGGGGAGGGAGAUUCUUGGUGGAUGUGGAGGGAGGGAGCUCCCUGGCCUCCCGGGGCCCUGUUUUCAUCGUCUUAAGGUUCUUCCUAGGACACGGUUGUCAGGUCGCUGGGUCAUGGGCUGUCUUGAUUACACUCAUCAUGGGCCUGGGUCUUCAGGUCCUCGUUCCUGGGUUCCAGGUUCCAGGUCCUGGGUUGUCUUGGCUACUCGGCCCUCAGUCGUGAGUCCUAAGGUCUCCCUCCACCCCCCCCCCCCAAAACAAAAUGUCAUCACCACUUCUUCCAUCCAUGUCCACCUUCAACCCCCUGACCUCUAGUAGUCUAAUCCUACAUCUACUCCAGGGGGCUGACGGGAAGGGAGCCGUUCACCCAUUCAUCAGAAGUGCACCGCCUCCUCCUGUCUCCCUUGUCCAUUAAAGUACUCGGAGAAAGUUUUAGCAGAGUACCCCCCCCCUCUCUCCACCCCCCCCCCCCACCUCCCAAAAGAAUCAGUGUGGAAUGAAAACGUCGACGGAUAAAGAUUAGUUCAUGUCCAUGCGUAUAGGGUCGAUACAUCGAGUACUACGUUGUGGGAAGUCAACUGUGGUUGUAGAAUAAAAUUACUCGGCCUUGCCAUAAGAAUGUGGAAUUUCCAACACCGGCUUUGGUCUGUUCGGAUGCUAUGGAACCACGUUGACAGUUUUAAAUUCGUGACCCCCCUCUUUCGAUCUCCUGUUCUCCUCCGGGAAAAAAAAUAUUCACACGCCCACGGCGAUUCAUCGGCGAAGUUACUCGGCCAUCCCGAUGCCCUCUCGGGGUGUGGCGGUGCGUCAUCAUCCCGCACGCGUCGCCACUGGCGGCAGCAAACGUCGACCACGCGGAACGGCGCCUUCUCGAACCCCGCGUAUCCUCGCGACAGACCACGAGCCACGCGCCCUCCGUCGGCCGUCGGCCCUCUUCCUUUCGAGUGCAAGCGAAGGGAAACGGGCACGCGACGCACGCCGCACGCGCCUCAUAGUUGCUCAACGGCACCCGCAUCCGUAUAGCCCUAACAGACUGCAGGGGCAAGUGCUGUUAGCGAGCACCUAUGAAGGCCGGAACGGCACACGAAAGGGUGGGUUGGCCAGGGCCACGCCCGACCGCCUUUGUCUCCCCAGUGGCGAUGAUUUUGCACACCGCACCAGAUACUCAUUUGAGGCUGAGUCGACCUAGGGGGAGACCCAUGAUCGGUUCAGAUAAUCGUCACCGGUGUUGGCCGUGAACGGGAAUCGAACUUGGGUCGCUGGGUUCAUAGCGCAGCGCGCUAACAGCUACGCUACCUGUUCCCCAUGCAGACUAACACAUUGAUAAUACAUUACCCACACACAGAUCACUGUCUUCAUCUGAAGCAGCAUGCUCUCACGUCACGUGUGACACACACGCGAACAUAGACACAUACAUGCUUACACGCGUCCAUCGUCAUCAUCAUCCGAACGCAGUUCGCAAUCAUCAGGCGCGUGCGGCUUGUAAGCCGCCUCAUUCGUCGGCGCGGUGACUUGGUAAACGUGGGACGAGCGGUGAACCUCCGGGUUGUUUGAAGGCCCAAGGGGGUUCGGAUGUCGAUGGCAAUUCACACGUGGGAGGGCAGUUGCACGGUAAGGGAUGUCUAGUCUUGAUUUGAAGCUUGCGUGAAUGCAGGAAUCCAUACUCUUUUGUUCUUUCGGAACCAAAGCGUAGGGGAUGUCUACUUUACGCGAGCGUGAUGCGGGCUCGGAGUGGCGUUACAUGCGUCGACGUUCCGUAGCUAGAACAUACUCCCGUUCCAUAGUUAACGCGCGCGCAGACACACACACAAAUACAAAAGAAAACGCAACGUAUUCGUCUAAUAGCACUGCUUGAAAAGGAAAAUAGAGGGUAUGUGAUAGGUCGACGUUUCAGGUAAUGGCCCUACUUCAUAGCACAUAACUGGAGAGGCAUGUAGAGAGAUGGGUUGGUUAUGGUCAUCACUUGUUUACAGCACGGCGCCAAGAUGAUCAUUACGCAUAAUAAGAGUUUGUGUUGGGUUACAUCGCGUAAAUAUAAACGCAUCGAUAAACCCGCCACCACCCCACACACUAUCAGGAGCUAGUCCAGUAACAGGUGACCCCCUUCAUCAAUCAAAUCAGCACUUGUGAAUGCACUCGUUGGUAAUAGUAGUAAUGAUUUUAACAUCGACAUAAAAAGUCCACGUUGCUGGCCACAUGCUCACGUUCCGUACAGAGCGCCUUCCAACCUCUGCGUCCUAACUGCUCCGUCACCACGCAACAAAGACAAAUAUCCCCCGUGCAGCCUUAGCAGACUUGUAGGGGCAAGUGCUGUUAGCGAGCACCUAUAAAGGCCGGCACGGUACACGAGGGGAUGGGUGGCCAACACCACGCCCGGCCGCCUUUGUCUCCCUAGUGGCGAUGUUUACACACCGCACCGCUUAAACUAUUUAAACUUUGCUUUUUUCAAAAGGCCCAUUGAGCUGUGUAGCUGUGUUUUUUCAGAAGCGACCUGGCCACAAAUGAUAGUUCAACGAAGUGGCUUAUCACGUGGACAUUCACAGCAGCCAAAUUUUCUAAAACGCACGAUUCUAAAAGUGGAGUAACGAAACCGGAGGACCCAGAAUCGACCUCGGGGGAGGCCCAGGACCAAUUCAGAUAAUCGUCACCGCUGUUGGCCGUGAGCGGGAAUCGAACUCGGGUCUCCGGGUUCGUAGCGCAGCGAUCACCGUCGCUCGUGUUACAUUACUUAAAAUGUAACGAAGAAUGGAGACACAUUUUCCCUGACAAAAUAUUUACGAAAUUACAAACUUUACAAUGAAAGUGUCUUCGGUAAUCGACAUUAACCGUAACAUUCCUGCAGAGCAGCGAUUAUUAUUUUAACUUACGAAUUGACGGCAUGGUAUAGUUAAAUAUGACGUCAUCAUAUUUGUAGUUUCGCUUAAAUCAUCGUAACUCAGAGCGUGUCAGCAUGUGCGCGAUGACCAUUCCACAUGGCAAUGCUAGACUUUUCUUCUUGGUUCUUUCGGUAAAGUCACGUAGAAGGGCAAUAAUAAAAUAAUAAUAAUGAAACAAUUAAAUUAUUCUCACCAGGUCAGACCUGGUCUUCACCUGAGGACGGCUGCUUGCGUUGUGGCCGAAACGUCGUGAGAAUUAUUUUAUUAUUUCCCUUCUACGUGACUUUACCGAAAGAACCAAGAAGAUGAAUCCCUGCAGUCACUAAAUCUUGCUAGACUUUUGUUAAGUAGACUGCAGCAGCGCCUUUCAUCAAAGCCAUUCGGCGACCGUGGCAUUCCGCCAAUGGAGCCUUAGCCCACGAUAUCGCUCAGCAACUUCGCGUUGAGAUUCUCCCAGAUGCAUCCAAAUCGUUCGAGUAGCUUAUGCGGCUUAAUUGGCUCUCUUCCCCGGCUUCUUGCGGCGUCUUCGAUGUCCCAAGUCGAGUCUCUCGUUUUCUCAUCGCACGUUUCAGAAUUCUAACUUCGCCUUUCUCCCAAUUGUUAUUCACGUUCUUGUGUUUGCACCACGCUGCUGAUACCCACCAUACAUCAUCGUGUUGGUAUUCAUCUCGUCCGUCCGUGACAUGUUCGGCAUCAUUAGAACAAACACAUUUCUACUGCUCGUCGUUUGCUCUGUCGGGUCUUUGCGUUACUCCACUCAAGCUUUCACAUCCCACGUCGGAGAAGAGACCACGUGCGGUAACACCGCAGUCGCAAGACUUCUAAAGUCAUCUUCAUUCUCUAUGUCAUUCCUUCCGGCAAGAAAAAAAAACAUCAAAGCACAACAAUGACGGCAAAGUUCAACAGCAUCGCGAAUACGAUCGCAAAGUUGUGGGCGAUACGGACAUCGCGAUGUAUCGUUAGCUCCUUGACAUUUCAUAUCGUAUCGUGGGAAAAUAUCAAUGUAAUAAUAUAAUAACAUCACGGUCAUUCCUAUAGACUGGCCGAGUUUGAGAUGAUGAUCACAGACAGACAUCCACGCGUCACGGCCUAGAGGCCGAUCUUACUGUUGAAAUAAAUGUAACCAACAUGCAGACUCGCUCAUGUCCCUUGUAUUAUGUUGAACUUCUUUCGCACCGUACCGUAGCCAACCGUGAUCGUGUCCUCUUCCCCCCCCCCCCCCGUCGCAAGCCUGUAUAUAUAUAAACAUAUACAUUAUUAUACGAGAUGUGUAUUUUUGUUCGGAAUGUAAAUGUACAUAGAAGAAAACAAAACAUUUAAGCGUAUUGUACAAUUGUGCUGUUCUGGUUAUGAUAUGAAUAUGACAAGAAUAUGCUAUGUUAAUUUAAACCAU